Molecule: messenger RNA, 1572 nt
Organism: Dentiscutata erythropus
Lineage: Eukaryota; Fungi; Glomeromycota; Glomeromycetes; Diversisporales; Gigasporaceae
Source: the annotation of a GenBank genome assembly
AUGCACAAAUACUCUGACCAUAAGUAUUUUGAGCAAGAAUCCAAGUGGAAUAUUUUAGGAUUCUUAGAUGAGUGUGUUCUAGAACCUCUUGAACGGAAAAUAGAGUGCUAUAUUAAGUGUCUCGAAACAAUUGCCGAUACUGAAGAAGGCCAAAGACGUGAACAAGCAAAACAACUACUGCAUAGAUAUAGAUCGGGAUCACGACCUGAUUAUCAAAUAGCCAAAAAUGAUCGUAAUUCCUCGAUCAACCUUUAUCAACCAAUAUUUAAUAAUUCUCUGGGUGUUGCAAAUAUCAGAGGUGGAACUGUUAUUAUUAGAUCAAAGGAAAAGAUGCCAAUAGAGGCAUCGUCUUCGGAUGGUAAACGUGCUUUUGAUAGCACUUUAGAUUCGGAUUUAAUUUCUUCUGUGGAGGUCAAGAAGAUCAAAUCAACGGAAGAAAGUGACGAACAAAAUAAUGGGAUUGUGGAGGAAGAAAGUCAGAAAGCAAAAAAUUAUGAUGAAAAAAUUUUAUCAGCUGAUGAAUCGGAUUUGGAAUAUCCAAGAGAACAGAUGAACGACGAAGAUGAAGAAAAUUCUUUAGAUGACAAUUCUGAUGAAGAAGAUACGGUUGAACUUGCAGAUAUAUCAUUUAAUUCAUUUGUUGGUUCAUCAAAAACCGAUAACAAAAAUUACAAAUGGAAAUUAAAGAAUGGUGAAAACGUAAGAAGUCGGCUCAUAGUUAUGACAAAAAAGGCAAUCGAAGAAGCGAAACAAGCCGAAAAAGUUGACACGAAAAUAUUGAGUGUUAUAAGGUUGGGACUAUCUUCCAUAAUAGAUCUUUCGUCUGAGUUCAAAGGAGGCAUGUACACCUGGUUCGGGGACAAUUGGAUACCAUUAAAGAAAAAAGUAUUAUCAAUAAUUGACUUGAAAGUUGAAAGAUUCACAGGAGAAGUAUUAGAAUUAAUUACAAAAGUAGAAAAUGUAUAUAAACUAAAAAAUAAUGAACGACCUAUUGAUAGUCAAAUGAGACAAGUAGCAAAAAUAUAUUUCAAUAUCAUUGAUUUAUUUUUAGAAAAUCCCUAUAUUUUCAUCAAAAAAGAUGGCCGGCCUCAAAACCAUACUGAAAUUCAAUAUGCGAUGAUUUUAACAGGCUCUAUUUUAGACAUAAUAUUCUCAGAUCAACGAGAUUAUGUUAGACUGAUAUGGGGAGAAAUAGUUUCGCAAGUCACGAAUGAUUCAAGAAGAAAGAUUGACCUUUGUAUAAAAACUGAAGAUGGCACGAAAGAGCUGAGCCAUUCCGAAUGCGCUCGGGAAGCUACACUUGUAAAAAUUAUAAAAGAUCGAAGUAAAUCUCUGAGAACAAAUAAAUGCAUACUUGACAAAUAUCUCGAGAGCAAUAUUCCUGAUGAAGCUUUAAAUGAUACGGCAAUUUUUGGAUUACAGCUGGCGGCUUUGGACGGUCAAUUGAUUGGAGUCGAUUUACUGGACGAAGGGCUUUAUUUUGGAUUUGAUGGACCAGCUUUUAAGUUUCCCGCACAGAUUUGUAGUAUUGACGUCUUAAGGCAAGCCUUAGAAAUUUUAUACUAUUUUAAG